AUGACAUCUGCCCCGGCAAUCCUAGCAACGUGCAAGCAGACACGGUUCCAUCUGCUAGAUGAUAGUCCUUCACAGGAGAUAGAUGUGGAGGGACUAAACAUCAUUGUGACAUCGUCCGCACCUGAAUCGACAGAAGAUACAAAAUCUAAGACGAAAGGGAAAUCAAAGGCAAAGGCCGCAGGAAGAGAGCUCAUCUCAGAUGCCCAUCUACGUCUGAAGGCAGGCAUUCAUUAUGGCCUGCUGGGCCGUAACGGAACCGGAAAGUCGACCCUGCUCCGGGCUAUGGCCGAAAAGCUCAUUCCCGGAAUUCCACAUGCGACUCGCAUCGCCAUUCUGCAACAAACCGAGGAACAGGAUGAGACGUUUGGCGCUGCUCUCAACAAAGACAAAACUGUCUUGGAAUCCGUUCUGAGCAGCGAUGAGUCUAGAAAUGAGACUGUUCGAAUGGCAGAUUUCCUCUCGAAGAGCUUCGAGACUGAAGAUCCCAUGCGGCCUGUCCGUGCAAUUCGCAAAAUCCGACACCAAAAAGCCGAGAAGCAUCUCUUCCUCGCGCACAAGAAUGCAAGUCUGAAGAGCGGUGCCCGCGGCUUACAGGCGCGGAAGGAGUUGAAAGCAGCUGAAGUGAAGCUUGAGGCUGCAUCGGAGAUGUUGGCCCAGGAUGGAGACGCCAUCGACGCGGAAGCAGUUCAGUCAGAUACGCAAGCGGCUGUCGAGACAUUACAGACUCUGCAGUCUCAACUGGAAGAUAUGAAACUCGCCGACAUGGAACAACAGGCUCGUCGGGUCCUCAUCGGUCUCGGGUUCAAAGAGGACGGGCUUGAGAAAAAGGUCUCCACGCUCUCGGGUGGUUGGCGCAUGCGAUGCAUGCUAGCCAGUGUCCUCGUGCAAGACCCGGAUAUCAUGAUCCUCGACGAGCCAACCAACUUCCUCGACCUUCUCGGAGUAGUGUGGCUAGAGAAUUACCUGAAACAGCUCCGCGACACCUCGGAAACGACCAUUGUUCUAGUAUCCCACGACAGGGAUUUCAUCAAUGCCGUCUGCCAAGAGAUUGUCAUCAUCCGCGAUCAGAAAUUGACUUAUUUCCGCGGAAACCUCUCGGCGUACGAGCAAGACUUCGAAGAACAAAAACUCUACCUGGGACGCAUGAAGGAGGCCCAAGAGCGACAAAUCGCUCAUAUGGAAUCGAGUAUCCGUGAGAAUAUGAAACUCGGAAAGAAGACCGGCGAUGAGAAUAAGCUGCGCCAGGCCAAGUCGCGACAGAAGAAGGUCGAUGACCGGAUGGGUCUCCAGGUUAGUGCGACCGGGGGCCGGUUCAAGUUGAACCGUGAUUUGGUGGGAUGGCAUCUCCAUAAUCGGGCGGAGAUCGAUGUCCCCGAAGACGAAAAGGGCGCGACUAUGAGUCUUCCUGAGGCGACGGAGUUGCGGUUCCCGGGCCCGCUGGUUUCGCUUGAAGAUAUCGUGUUUCAGUACAAGAAAUCCGACCGCGUCAUUCUGGAUAAUGUGGAUCUAGUCGUUCACCUCGGUGAUCGUGUGGGGAUCAUGGGGCUUAAUGGGUCUGGGAAAACCACCCUGCUUCGCGUGUUGACGGGCCAGGUCGCUCUAUCUAAGGGUAAAGUCUCGACUCACUCCCGACUGAAGAUGGGCUAUUAUAGCCAGCACUCGGUGGAGGAGUUGCAAGAGCGUGGUCGGGGAGAGCCUGGUCUGACUGCGCUGGGAUUGUUGACGAUUGAAACCGAGGGAACUCUGAACGAGGGUGCCAUCAGAGGUCUCUUGUCUUCUAUGGGUUUAGCGGGCCGCAUUGCUUCAGAUGUGCCAGUGGCCAAGCUAUCGGGAGGGCAGCUGGUUCGACUUGCAUUGGCUCGAAUCGUCUGGAGCGCACCGCAGCUUCUCAUUCUCGAUGAAAUCACCACGCAUUUAGACUUUCAUACUGUUACUGCGUUGGCUACGGCUUUGUCGUCAUUCAAUGGUGCUGUCAUUCUGAUUUCACAUGACCGGUUCCUGGUGCGGUCUGUAAUUGAGGGCAAGCGAGACACAGACCAUAAACUCGAUGAGGACUUUGAAGGGUUAGAGGAAGAGGAGACUGAGGAGACGCAGAGACGUCGAUCGGUCUAUGUGAUCAAACAAGGCAAGAUGACUGAACAGAAGAACGGAGUGGAACAGUUCGAGCAGAGUUUAGUGAAGCGUGUGCAGAAGCUGCUGCCAGCUCUUUGA
Penicillium soppii is the source of this 2211-nucleotide messenger RNA. Its product is annotated as ABC-F family ATP-binding cassette domain-containing protein. Gene Ontology annotation, molecular function: ATP hydrolysis activity; ATP binding. The transcript has 7 exons. The record is from RefSeq and is a predicted model, not a curated record. Lineage: Eukaryota; Fungi; Ascomycota; Eurotiomycetes; Eurotiales; Aspergillaceae. Bases 1 to 2211 code for a protein of 736 amino acids.